UGUGUUAUUACAUUCUAACGUGUCAGUCCGGAAGCACGUGACUGCUGUUGGUAGAUGUGGCGUUGUUACUUAGUCUGUUGGAGUUAUCAAUCGCUGCAGGUAGAAGGAUGUCUGUUCCAAGCAAACAGGACAUAUUAACUAUCUUCAAACGUCUCCGUUCGGUUCCCACAAAUAAGGUAUGCUUUGAUUGUGGAGCUAAAAACCCUAGCUGGGCAAGUAUAACGUAUGGGGUGUUUCUGUGCAUUGACUGCUCUGGGACACACAGAUCCCUUGGGGUGCAUUUGACUUUUAUUAGAUCCACAGAGUUAGAUUCGAACUGGUCUUGGUUUCAGUUGCGGUGCAUGCAAGUUGGGGGCAAUGCAAAUGCUACUGCUUUUUUCCAUCAAUACGGAUGUACAACUAACGAUGCAAAUGCCAAAUACAAUAGUCGAGCUGCACAGCUUUAUAGAGAGAAAAUCAAGUCUCUGGCCACACACGCGACAAGGAAACAAGGGACAGAUCUGUGGCUGGACAACCCAGGACAUGGUCCCUCCUCUCCCACUUCUCCUCAACAUAAAGAGGAAGAUUUCUUUGCAGUACAUACACAGGGUGCUUCAAAGGACUGGUCUUCAGAUUUGACUGAUCUCAAUUUUGAAUCUACUUCAGUAGAAGAACAGCCCGCACAGGGGAUGCUCAAAGCCGAGGCUGACUCUACAUCUACAGGAGUCACAAAUAGCAGAGAACCAGCAUUUCUACUAAAGAAAAAGUCUGUGCCUGCAAAGAAAUCGCUUGGUGCAAAAAAAGGUGGCUUAGGAGCUCAAAAAGUAAGCUGCCAGCACUUCAGCGAGAUCGAAAAACAAGCCCAGACUGUGGAUAAAAUAAGGGAACAAGAAGAACAGAACACAAAGAAGAAAAUGGAAAAAGAAGAAACUAUUGUGACAUCUCUGAGGCUUGCCUACCAGGACCUGGAAAUCCAAAGAAAGAAGAACGAUGAAAAGAUGAAGAAUUUUCAGGGUAAAAAAAAGGAACAGGCAGAAAGACUAGGCAUGGGCUUCAGCAGCAGGAGUGGUGUUUCCCAUUCCGUGCUUUCAGACAUGCACACCAUAAAACAGGAAUCGCCCUCCGGGUCCAAACCUGCACGGAAAAAGAAGUAUCUCGAUGAGGAACCCGAAAAUGAGGAUUCAGGGUUUGGUUCUAGAUCAACCUACUUUGAUGAGCCUGUUGACUCAGCAAGCAAGUUUUUUUCUAAGUGGGAGGAUAGCAGUGACUCGAUGUGGAAGAAAGAAUCGAGCAAAUUUGAACCAGAGCCCAUUCUUACCUCUAAAAUGUCUUCACAUGAUGAAAGGCCCACAACACGUCGGAAACACGAAUAUGAACAUCACGCAACUACAGACGAUGCUCAGAAGAAGUUUGGUGAUGCUAAAGCAAUUUCGUCAGACAUGUACUUUGGAAAACAAGAAAGUGCAGAGUAUGAAGCCAAAACUAGACUAGAAAAGUUUUCUGGAAAUUCAUCUAUAAGCUCAGCAGACCUCUUUGAUGAGCAGAAGAAACAAACAGGAACAUAUGGCAUCAACGUAUUACCAACUGCUCCUGAUAUGUCUCAGUUCAAGCAAGGGGUUAAAUCAGUGGCUGGAAGGCUCUCUGUUAUGGCCAAUGGAGUCAUUACUUCUAUUCAGGAUCACUAUGGCUCUUGAGGUGUGAUUCCAGUAUGUUUUAUGGAUAAGCCGGAACAUUCCUCUUCAGGUAUAGCAUAGUCGGCAGAUCGUGAGAUAUGAAAGAAGAAAGAUGUUUGUAAUAUAAUGUUACAUUUGUAUCUUGUAAUUUGAAUAUGUUUAUUUUGAAAAGGGUAACAAUUGUAAAGGGAAAUAUAUUUUCUGCAAAAAUUGUUUGUGAUGAACAGUAAAUUGGUUUCUUUAGUAGAAGUAGCAGCUGAUGUGGGGUAAAUGGUGUUUAAGUAAUCUCCUGUAUGUUUCAAAUAUUUAAAAUGUCCUAUAUUCAGAAUAUAUUGAAGUGCUGUUAAUGGCUUUGAACAACAGCAUAUAUUGAAAUGGUUGUUUUAGAAAGAACCAUUUGGGUAUACCCUAUAUACAGCAAUGUGCCUGGAUAUGCUGAGAAAUACAGAUGCCUUAUCUGCGUUAUGACUUUCUACAAAGAAGUCUGUACCUCUCCACAUAUCCCAAAAUCCUGGAUUGUAGUUGUAUACUUUUACAUACACAUAUAAAAUGUCUAAAAAUAUGACCCUUUUCGCAACUGCCCAUUAUCCAAUCACUAGUUUUCCCAAACAUUUUGAAAAUUUGCUCUUUCUCUGUAAAAGGUUUAUUUUACAGAAAGAUACAAGUUCAGACCAGUGGGUUGGUGAACUUAAGCAUGCUGUGUAUGUAGCAAAACGUAUUAAAGUGCGCUUAUUAAAAACUAACUUCGGUUUGAAGACCAAAAACAUUGAGAACCAUUUUAAUCUUGUUUGUAUGUGAUUAUUUAAAAUAGAUUGAGCAAUUUCUUAAUCUUUUAAAUACUAAUCACUUAAAUUAGUUGCUACGUUUAAAAUCGUGGAGAAGGAUAUAGAACACUUAAAAGGAACUGUUCAUCAAUUUAAUAUAAUACACUGCAUUGCUGUCCUUUGGAAAAGGAAUAGAUUACAAUAACAUUUCAAGGGGUCAUGACCAAGAUACAAAUAUUGUAGAACAGAAUGAAGGAGCCAUUUAUUGUAGAAAUAGUAAAUAAUGUAGAUGUUUAAGGGAAUCAAGAAACUGUGUAUCUUCAUUGUUACACUACAAAAUGUCCUUAUGACUUUUUUCACAGCUUGAUAUUUUGAAGGCUUGGUCUUUGUAUUCAUGCCUAAGUAUUGAACAGGGCAUCAGGCUUUGCUUAAUGAAUGUAUAUUAGAAACAAUCAAAGUGCUACUUAAAUAUAAUAAUUAUAUAUAUAUAUAUAUAUAUAUAUAUAUAUAUAUAUAUAUAUAUAUAUAUAUAUAUAUAUAUAUAUAUAUAAUUGCAUUACUUGAGUGAAUCACAUGUUUUCAGUGUUGUAAAAAAUGUUUCUUGGAAUAUGUUUUGCUGUGGCUUUGUAUUAGCCUGAGCUCUCUGCAAACAUUAUUUCUUAUGGUUUAGUUGCUAAAAGCAGCGAAUUUGAAUAAAAAGCAACCACAGUCAAUAAAAAAGCUAAUUGUUAUUUUAUGUUUUAUAAUAUAUACUUUCUGUGGUUGAAGGGUUUUCUAAAGAAUGAAAAGCCUAAAUUGGAGGCGAUGAAUUGUGAAUGUCUGUAUUUUUUUCUAAAACCUUGCUUUAUGUUUUUAACACCUUUUAUCUCAUACAUGAUACAGACUUCAUCUUACCAGGAUGAUAUGAACAAGCAAUUUCCCCUAAUACUUCACUGGUUUCAGAUGUGAUACACAGCUGUGUGUUUCUUUUUUCUUUCAUUAUAAAUAACUACACAGACGAUUGCUGAGCAACUACUACACUGAGAGCAAGUAUACCAAAACAAAAAGCUAAAACCAACCCAUUCUCGUUUUGAGAUGUGCAAGGUAAAACUGGUACACUUGCUGCUUUUUAUGUUUAAAAAAAAAAAUAGACGAGGAGGUGCUUUUGAAAACAAAUAAAAAUGAGGGUUAGAGUUUGUGUGUUAAGAGUCUACAUCAAACUCGGUCCUGGGGACUCCAUGUGUCUGCUGGUUUUCAUUCCAACUGAGCUCUCAAUUACUUAACUACUUAACUAGACCUAGGGCUUCUGAUUUUCGGUUUUAACCGAUAAAACACAAUAAAACACCCCCGAUACAAAAAUAAAUAAAUCGGUGGAUAGCCAGUAAACGCCGGAAAACACUGGAAAAACUGUGGAAAUGGUUCAUCAAUUCACGUUGACUUUACCCCUUUCCCAUUAAAAAAAUAAAACCUACUACAAAAAUAAUAAUAAAUACAUUUCCCAGUGCUGCUGGGCAAUGUCCCGCCUUCCUGACUUGUAUCUAUCAUUGAUUCGUUCUGAAUACUUUAAACCCGCCCCAACUACUGAGGGACAGCAUAUUCCUACAUUUCUAUUGGAGACUCCAUUUGCAAGAUUUAAAACGAGAUUACAAUCAGGAUGGAGGCUUGUUAGCGGGAUUUAAAGCUGUAUUACAGUUAAGAUAGGGAGGAUUUAAAACACAAUUGUGGGCGAAAUGUACAAAAAUGCCUACACACAAAAACCCCAGAAGAAUGUGCCUGUGACCAUAGGGAUUUCGUUGUGGAAGACAGCAAAGGAAAGAAGGUACAACUUAAGUGUGCAAGUACUGUCAAGUUACUGUACAUAUUUUGACACAAAAAAAAACGCUCAAGCAAAGAAAAAACUAAUUUCAUACAGUAUAUCAAAAACAAGUCCCGAAAAAAAUGAUUUACAUAAAACUCGAAAAUAGCUAAAAAUAAGCACCGAAAAAUACGAUUAAUAAAACCUGAAACACAGAAGGCAUAACUAUACCCUUAAUUGAACUAAUAAUUUGCUUAAUUAGACUUUUGUACAUGUUUUUAGCUCUUAAACAGUUGCAGUUCAAGUUACUUAUGAAAUGUUAUAGCUAACUUGAAAUAUGCAACUGUUCAAGAGCUGAAAACAAUUAAAAAGGUCUAAUUAAACAAAUUAUCAGUUCAAGUAAAGGUCUGGUUAAGUAAUUGAGAGCUCGGUUGGAACGAAAACCAGCAACCACAGGGGGUCCCCAGGACUGAGUUGGAGAAGCCCUGGUCUAUGUGAACACUAAUUGGAAGAGAUGUAAUGGACAAUACAAAGGCUGGUACCUCUUCCACCUUUAUGGCUGUUUUAAUGAAGGCUUAUGAAGAAAAACAACCAUAAUGCAAUUAUUUUGACAUUAGGAAAGUAUGUUUAAUGUCACUUGAUACACCACUCUUGGAAUCACAAACUUGGAUUUUAGGAAGAGUAUGGGGAUGCUUUUCUGACUCGAUUUAAGAAGGUGGACUUUUGAUCACAAACAGUGUAUCCGAUACCUAGUACAGUACAUGUGAUGUUUACAUACGUUUUUCAGACGACUCAAGCAAACAUGUAAGUGCCUUACUCUAAAAGAAAACGCAGCAAACCAGAGGUAUUUUAAUGGUUUAUUUGUAACUUGUAAAACCCACAUAAAUGUAUUUUUGUUUCAGUUGUACAUUGAAAAUAAAAAUAAAAACUGAAUAAAGUA
Molecule: messenger RNA, 5130 nt
Organism: Acipenser ruthenus (sterlet)
Lineage: Eukaryota; Metazoa; Chordata; Actinopteri; Acipenseriformes; Acipenseridae
Product: ADP-ribosylation factor GTPase-activating protein 3-like
Exons: 16
Coding region: 108-1673 (521 amino acids)
Biological process (GO): COPI coating of Golgi vesicle
Molecular function (GO): GTPase activator activity
Source: RefSeq, a predicted model, not a curated record